AUGAAUGCCCAAUUGCAAACCGCGCGGGGCAUAAAUCCAAGCGGAAAAACGAGGUUCCGUGACCUACAUGCAGGAGAAUUCACAGUUCACAAUUGUACAGCUGAUAAUUUAUGCCGUGGAUGGGCACCCUUUGAUUCUCCUGCUAGUGGAGAGAAACUUCUUGGAGCACUAGACGUUGCCUUCCUUUCAUCGUAUGCCAUAGGCAUGUUCUUCAGUGGCUAUCUCGCUGAGCACAUAGACCUAAGGUAUUUUCUGACCUUCGGCAUGAUGUUCAGUGGAUUUUUUUCCGUGCUCUUUGGUUUGGGAUUUUUCUACAAGGUUCACAACUUUGAGUAUUAUUUUUUCAUUCAGCUGUUCGCGGGAUUUUUCCAGAGUACCGGUUUUCCCACUGUAGUUGAGUGUGUAGGCAACUGGAUAGGGAAAAGGAGACGUGGUUUCAUAAUGGGAAUUUGGAAUUCUCACAAAUCUGUUGGAGCUAUCUUAGGAUCCAACAUCGCUGGCAUCUGGGCUAGUAACCAAUGGGGAUACUCGUUUCUUGUACCUGGUUGUAUCAUUGGUGGAGUGGCAAUCGUUGUGUUUUUGUUCCUCGUUGUAGAUCCUAUUGAUGUGGACUGCCCAUCUCCGCAGAGACAAUCUAAAGAGUCCUUUCCUGUUUAUGCUACAUUUAGUACGACAGUUGAUGUCAGAAAUCCAGCCCAUCAGGAUGGCUUGAUUUCGAAUGAUUCGUCACGUUCAGUUUUUUUGUCGUUUUCGUCUUCGUCAUCACUUUCGUCUCAUGAGGAACCCGAUGCUAUAAGCCUCUGGAAAGCAAUUCUUAUUCCAGGAGUGAUUGAGUACUCGUUCUCUUUGUUCUUUGCUAAACUGGUCAGUCUAACAUUCCUGUUUUGGUUGCCAUUUUACAUAGAAAACACGAAAAUUGGUGGUGAAUUUCAUGACGUACGUUUGUCUGCAGAGUUGUCCGCUUUCUUCGAUGUGGGAGGAAUGAUAGGAGGAAUCUUGGCUGGAUAUAUCUCUGACAAAACUGGCUGCAGUGGGAUUGUUGUUGCGGUUAUGUUGUUUUGUGCAGGGCCAGUGCUCUUUUUUUAUAGAUUCCUUUCAAAUUUUAACAUAACAGCGAAUAUUGGUUUGAUGAUUAUUACGGGAAUUUUGGUGAAUGGUCCUUAUUCUUUGAUAACAACGGCGGUAUCAGCCAAUUUAGGUUCACAUCCAUGUCUUAAAGGCAACAAAAAAGCAAUGGCCAUGGUAACUGCUAUCAUCAGCGGCACAGGUUCCUUGGGUGCUACCCUUGGGCCUCUCUUAACGGGUUUCAUCGCGCCUAAGGGAUGGAACAACGUAUUUUUUAUGCUCAUUGGUGCUGACGUUCUAGCGGCCGUUCUUCUCGUCAGACAAGUGUGGUUUGAAUUAAGCCAGCAUUGUUUUCAAAGCAGAAGAAAGCGAGAAUGUUUGCCAUAUUUGGAGUCUAGCAAGGUGAAUUCGAUUAAUUGGAAGAAACCAAGCGAAAACAGCAAAGUUAGCGAUAAGAGUACUGGAAGCGAAGAAGAACCACUUUUAUACAUCGACUAACAUGCCAGAGCAAAAUAAUCGUAAUUGUACAUGUUUUUUGAGUAACUAAGCUGGAAAAAGAGGGAAUUACAACGAAGCAAUAGAACAAUCAGAGCUUAGAGUAGUACAUGUGGCUGCUGUCAUCGGAGGAAAUGACUGCUUGCUCACAUUAGUAAAGACCCUCUAGGUUCUGAUCGGUUGCUUCACCAAAGAAUAUUCGUUUACACCGUAGAGUCAACGGCCAACUGUAAUGGUUUACUAUUUUAUACAAAGAGAGAAAAUAAUAAAGAGAACAUGAUUUGAACUGUUGGCAUUAGGAAGAAUGAAAGUUUUGAUGGCAUGGAAAGUGAAGUUUUUUAUCCUAUAAAAAUCAUGAAUCGUAUUUGUUUAUUGGCAGUAGGUAGUUGCAGGGGAUAAGAAAUCUGGUGCAAGCUGUUUCUCUUUUAGAUGGAGUCCUUCAUAAGCCCAUGGCACUUCACUUGUUCGCAGUUUUAUAAAUUUUGACUUCGUCUUCUCUCCUACAAACAUGAAGCAAAAUUCACUUAGAAAUCAUUAGUCGUUGCUAUAAUUUGAUGUCAAAUCGAUACCAUAUAUUAUCAUUUGAAUCAUUUUUUUUAAACUAGAACUUUCAUGUAUCUUCAAAACUUGGAGCUAUUAGUUACGUACAUUUCACAAAGAUUUGGUAAUAUCAUAGUAUAUCUGAGGAAAUAUUGUAGAAAAAGAAAAUAGCUGUUUUAGAGAUGAAUAUGUAACAUAGUCUAUAGAAAAGUUUUAGCAAAAUUAAAACUUAAGUCAUCUAGACUCCGCACAUUUAUUGUAGAGAGAACAGAUACCGUUGCUGUUUCAGCUGUAUAUCGAUGUACUUCAGAGCAAUUUUUUUUACAAAAAUUGCUCCGAAAUACAUCUAUGUAACGUUGAAAAUUUAUUGCAUUAUCAGUUGAAAAUAGUAUAGUCAUAUAUUAGCUAUUUGCAAUAGUUUAAUCGAGUAAUUCAACGGGUUUGAAAAUGGAGGGGUGCAAAUGGGUUGUACAUUUAUGUGAUUAUGGGAGAUAAGACACGUUUACUUGGACUGUUAAAUAUUAACCAAUCAAUAAGCAUAUUUCUGCUCUGAAGUACAUCUACCCUAACUUCAAAUUCAGUGUAACUGAUGUGCCGUCGUCCUUUAAGGGCGAAUAGACAAAUGAUGUAGUCACGUUCUUCAAUGCGCAGUAGUUUCUGAUUAACACAAAGAUGACUCGAGAUAUCUUUUAUUAUAAAUAAGAUAGAUUAGAGAAGUAAUACAACACAACUAUAAUGACGUUUAAUACUUUUAGAUCAAGAUUUCGAGAUGGGAUUGUUUUGAGGUAGCUUCAUUAAAGAAAAAUGGGAAUUUGAAAUUCA
This is a messenger RNA of Pocillopora damicornis (cauliflower coral), 2922 nucleotides long. Its product is annotated as glucose-6-phosphate exchanger SLC37A2. The record is from RefSeq and is a predicted model, not a curated record. Gene Ontology annotation, biological process: transmembrane transport. NCBI's taxonomy places the organism in Eukaryota, Metazoa, Cnidaria, Anthozoa, Scleractinia, Pocilloporidae. Gene Ontology annotation, cellular component: membrane. Gene Ontology annotation, molecular function: transmembrane transporter activity.